AUGAAGAGGGAAGGUGGGACGGUGCCGUGCAGGGUUAAGAUGCCAUGGCGCUGGUGCCACCGGCUGGAAGUUGCCUUCCUGAGUCUGUUGGGGUUCCUGGGGUUCCUGUUUCUUCUCCAAACCGAUGAUCUUCCAAACAGUGGUGUCUCGAAUGAGGCAAGGGAAACCGCUGGUCUGACCCCGCUGAACACUACUACCGAAGCCCGCAAAGUCAUCACCCGGUGCCGAGUAAACGAAUCGGCGGCCAACAUCUCCGGCUUCGCCGACCUGCCUGAUCACAUCAAAGACUUCUUGCGGUAUAAACAUUGCAAAGAGUUCCCCUUGCUUCUGGACCUCCCGGAGAAAUGCGGCAGCCGGGAAAACUCCUACAACGUCUUCUUGCUCUUGGCCAUCAAGUCGUCUCCCGGGAACUACGAACGGCGCGAGAUCAUCCGCAAGACGUGGGGGCAAGAGCGGACGUUAGCGGGCGUCCAGGUCCGCCGGGUCUUCCUCUCGGGCGUGGUGGCCAACGCCCGGGACGCCCGGAAGCUCAACAAACUCCUCAAGCUGGAGUCGGAGGAGUACGGAGACAUACUGCAGUGGGAUUUCCAGGACAGCUUUUUCAACCUGACACUCAAGCAGGUCUUGUUCCACACCUGGAUGGAGGCCCGGUGCCCGGGGGUCCGUUUCGUCUUCAACGGAGACGACGACGUCUUUGCCAACACGGACAACAUCGUCCACUACCUGUUGAGCGUCCCGGGAGGAGGGGACGAGCAUCUCUUUGUCGGGCAGCUGAUUACCAACGUGGGACCCAUCCGGGAGAAGUGGAGCAAAUAUUACGUGCCGGAGCAAGUGACCACCUCCAAGUCCUACCCGCCAUAUUGUGGUGGGGGCGGCCUCGUCAUGUCCGGCUACACCUCCCGCACCAUCUACAAGGAAUCCCUGGGCAUCGAACUGUUCCCCAUCGACGACGUCUACCUGGGGAUGUGCCUGCAGAGAGCAGGCCUCGCACCCUCUUCCCACAUGGGCAUCCGGACGGUAGGCGUGAGGCUGCCCUCUUCCCGGCUGGAUCCCUUCGACGCCUGUUACUACAAAGAGCUGCUCUUGGUCCAUCGAUUUGUGCCGUACGAGAUGCUGGUGAUGUGGGACGCCAUCCACCAGGAGGACUUGGUCUGCGGGAAGAAGGUAGAGGUUUACCAGAGUCUCUGAGCGGUCCUGGGGAAGAGGAAGAUGGACGGAUGGAGAGCUCAUGGGAAUCUAAAACGGAAGACGGGAAGAACCGACCUGUCUUAUGGAUCCGUCUUUGCAGCUGAUAAUUUUCUGGUUUGCAUCUCUUCCCCUCUGAAUGCCAGGACGUUUGGAAGAGAUGCUAUUUGACUUAAGAGAUGCAAGAAAGUGCUAAAAAUUGCAGCCAUGGGCGGAUGGUGGUUGUCAGGGUAAUUCCGCUUCCCCCCCACCCCAGCCCUGACUAGAUGGUUUGGAGCUGACGGCUCCUCUCAAAUGCGUUUUGCUUCCAUAUUGGAUUCUCCGCAGUUCCUUCAUUAAAGGCUUGUGUCAAAAUAAGAAGUGAAUGGUGGUUGGGACUGGAUGAUACCUCAGGAAUUCUGAUCAGCGAUGCACUACUUCUCUGGGACUUCCUCUGACACCUCCUGGCUACAGAAGAGAUGGACGCCGCCUCCUUGUCUUCCUUGCAGUUCAUUCAGGGCCUCAAUGGGGUCGCUUUGGUUUGGCUCAGGCAAAAUGGCGGCUUUGAGCUUCCUCUGUGCUUGCACUGGUGGUGGCCAUGUGUCAUGACUAAGCAUGACACCAUGCUGGAGAGACGUGGUUCAUUGUUCUUUUCUUUCUGGGUCUGAUGAACGGUGCAAUUGAUGAACGCGCCUUUCUCCCAACGUCUCAGUGGUGCCGGUUAGAAAAGGAAAAGAGGAGAAUCCAUCCACAGCUUUCUUUGCUUAGAGACUCUUGGCCACGGCAGUGAGAACAUUUAUGGGCCUUUGUGGAUAUCUGUUAUUGGAGUGAACGUGUGUGUGUGUGUGUGUGAGAGAGAGAGAGAUUCAGUGAUUUGUUGUGAUUCAGGGUGUACAAAGUUCCUUGCACUGAUUUUAGCUCUCUGUGGUCAAGCCAGAAUGUGGCGUUGGACCACGCGAUUCGUGGGACGCGGGCAUCAGUCAAAAAUGGCUUGGAUAAAUGUUCAGGGCUUCUCUCUCUGGAAGCCACUGGGGCAGGAGAGGAGAUAGCCUUGGAGACCCUCUCUCUGCCCUGACGCACUUGCGGUGAGAAUGAGGGUCAGUCAUUCUUUCAUGCUCCUGUUGGGAUGUUACCUGCCCUUCCAAAAUGCAACCGUUUCAGGGUGUCUGAGAGUCAGAUCCAGGAAUUAUUGUCGUCAUCAUCAUCAUCAUAAUCUUUCUGUCUGUCCACAAUGUGAACGAUUAAGCUUCAGAACAAAUACGAUCCAGAAAUAACAACAUCAAUAAUAACAAUAAUCCAUAUAAUAAUCAUUGAUAUUAUAUUAGGAAUAAUAAUAUCAUAUUUAUUAUUAUUUAUUACAUUUCUAACUGCCCUUCCAAAAGACAAGCCAUUAAGCUUCAGAACAAAUAUGAUCCCGGAAUAAUAAUAAUAAUAAUGAUAUUGUGUGGUUGUUGUUAUUAUUAUUACAUUUCAAAUUGUCCUACCAAAAUGCAAGCCGUUACGGGUGUCUGAACUUCAGAACAAAUAAGGUCCAGGGAUUAUUCUCAUUGUUUUUAUUAGAAAAAACACAUUUGCUCAGUUGCGCAACAGCUGUCAUUUUUUCAUCCUUGGUCAUUUCAGGAAGUUGCUCUGAUCCCUUCUGUCUUGCUCCUUCUGUGGUUCAAUCCUCUGGGAUUCAUGGGCCAAGAUCCGCUUUUUCGUGGUGCACAAUGCCCGAACCCCCAACCCGGCUGCACAUUCAUUGCAAGACCCCCUAACUGUGGUCCCGGGCAGGACUCCAUGACUUGGCUGAGCUCCAUGACUUGGCCAAGUGACACACAGAGUCUUUCUCUGCCAUUUCCCAAUCUUACAAGUGCAGAAGAGGACUGGACUGUCCCACCACGAGUAGAUGCUGAGGCCAUCUCACCAGAAUCCUACUUCACCUUGCCGGCGUUUUCUUCCUUUCUUUAAAUAAUUAAUAGGCAGGGCGUUUUUGAAGCCCCCCCCCCCCACAUAAAAUCCUCACAAAAAUCCUGUCCCUCGUCUUUCUUGAACCACUACAAUCAGCAAUAGUAACAGGAUAAAAGAAUGGGAGGGUAACAUUUUCCCAGCACUAGUUAAAGUUAUGGCAAAGUUAUUUUUUAUUUUUUUGGCUGCAGUUGAAAUUGGCAAAGACUUUUCAGCACUGGUGAAACUGGGAAGGUUUUUGCCGCUGGUGAAACGGCAAGGGCUUUCCUAUGCGCCGAUAUAAAGAUAGAUAUUUCUCCCGCUCUAUAAAAAACGUGAUGAAAUGGGCUUCCAAUAGAACACAUUUAUUUAGAGGUCACACAGGGAUUUGGAAUUCUGAUUGUAAAUCCACUUUUCUGUACAAUUGUUGAUUAAUUUCAGCUCCUGGUGUAAACUCAUUUUAAACUCCGUAUCUUAUUUGGGAGGGGUGGGUCUUUUAUACACACCUACCAACAGUGGCAAAACAGCUCAAAAGCCCUUUGAAGGCACAGUCCUGUAUUCACAAUUACUUGAUAGUAAGUCCUAUUGAAAUCAAGGGGACUUACUCCUGAGGAGACAUGCAUAGGAUUGCACUAUAAGUAGCAUAUGUGAAAUCUAUCUAAAGCAGAGCCAAGGGUCCUCUGCUGUGCCCCUAAGUCAGCCUUCCUCAACCUGGGGCGCUCCAGAUGUGUUGGACUGCAUCUCCCAGAAUGCCCCAGCCAGCUGGCUGGGGCAUUCUGGGAGUUGUAGUCCAACACAUCUGGAGCGCCCCAGGUUGAGGAAGGCUGCCCUAAGCCAAUGAGGGUGGGGGGCACGCAGUGGCCCGAAUUUCUUUCUUUCUCCAUAAUGUUGGGCUUCUUGUUAGAGAUUUCCUGUAACAAAAUAAGUUAUGAAGUGCCCUUCUGUUGUUUUUCUUAAGGCACAGUUCUGGCUAGUAACCAUAUUCUACUGUUUCCUGUUUUGUUUUGUUUUUUAAAAAAGAAACACUUCUUGGAUUGCAGUUUUAUGAUGUCUUUGUUAAAUAAUAAUUAAAAAAAACCUUCUUGUUUAA
Elgaria multicarinata webbii is the source of this 4180-nucleotide messenger RNA. RefSeq names its product UDP-GlcNAc:betaGal beta-1,3-N-acetylglucosaminyltransferase 3 (gene B3GNT3). Gene Ontology annotation, molecular function: UDP-glycosyltransferase activity; hexosyltransferase activity. NCBI's taxonomy places the organism in Eukaryota, Metazoa, Chordata, Lepidosauria, Squamata, Anguidae. Gene Ontology annotation, cellular component: Golgi membrane. Bases 1 to 1188 code for a protein of 395 amino acids. The transcript is spliced from 2 exons. The record is from RefSeq and is a predicted model, not a curated record.